AUGAGCAGCGAGCCCGCGCGCGUGCAGACGCGCCUGACCAAGGAGAGCGGCCCCAAGGUGACGGGCGCGGCCAGCGAGGCCAAGAUCGGCGGCCCGUUCACGCUGACGCCCAACCCGCCCUUCGUGGCGGCGCGCGUGGCCGUGUACGACCGCAUCAUGGCCGGCCAGAAGGCGCAGCUCGAGGCGCUGGCCGCCAAGCAGACGCCCAUCAAGAUCACGCUGCCCGACGGCGCCGUGAAGGAGGGCGUGGCCUGGCAGACGACGCCCCUGGACGUGGCGCUCGAGAUCUCGCAGGGCCUGGCCGACCAGGUCGUCGUGGCCCGCGUGACGUACCGCGGCAAGCCCGAGGACCCGUUCAGCGUCACGGCCGCCGACGUGGACGGCAACGAGGCCAGCGACAAGGCCGGCGAGGCCUGCUGCGGCGCCGUGGCCGACUCGUCCGAGCUCUGGGACGUGUUCCGCCCGCUCAUCGGCGACUGCAAGCUCGAGCUGCUCAAGUUCGACGACCAGGAGGGCCGCAUGGUCUUCUGGCACUCGAGCGCGCACAUCCUGGGCGAGAGCCUCGAGACGCUCAAGGGCGCGCACCUGACCAUCGGCCCCCCCGUCGAGGGCGGCUUCUACUACGACUCGUACAUGGGCACCGAGACGGUCCCCGAGAGCGACCUGAGCGUCAUCGAGAAGGCCUGCCAGAAGGUGGUCAAGGACAAGCAGAAGUUCGAGCGCAUCGUGCUCACCAAGGAGGAGGCCCUCGAGAUGUUCGCCGACAACGUCUUCAAGACGCAGAUCAUCUCGACCAAGAUCCCGGACGGCGGCAAGACCACGGCCUACCGCUGCGGCCCGCUCAUCGACCUGUGCCGCGGCCCGCACGUGCCCCACACGGGCAAGAUCAAGGCGCUGGCCGUCACGCGCGCCUCGAGCUCGCACUGGCUGGGCAAGACCACCAACGACACGCUGCAGCGCGUCUACGGUAUCUCGUUCCCGGACAAGAACAAGAUGAAAGAGUGGAAGCACUUCCAGGCUGAGGCCGCCAAGCGCGACCACCGUCGUCUCGGCGUGAGCGAGGAGCUCUUCUUCUUCCACUCGCUGAGCCCCGGCAGCGGCUUCUGGCUGCCGCACGGCUCGGCCAUCUACUUCAAGCUGCUCAAGUUCAUCCGGGAGCAGUACCGCGCGCGCGGAUACACGGAGGUGAUCACGCCUAACAUCUUCAACAUGGAGCUCUGGAACAUCUCGGGCCACGCCAAGCACUACAAGGAGAACAUGUUCGUGUUCGACGUGGAGGGCCAAGAGUACGCGCUCAAGCCCAUGAACUGCCCCGCCGCCUCGCUCAUGUUCGACUUCCGCCAGCGCUCGUACCGUGAGCUGCCCAUCCGUUACGCGGACUGCGGCGUGCUGCACCGCAACGAGCUGAGCGGUGCCCUGACGGGUCUGACGCGUGUGCGUCGCUUCCAGCAGGACGAUGCCCAUAUUUUCUGCCGUGACGACCAGAUCAAGAAGGAGGUGCUGGACUUCCUGUCCUUCAUGAAGUACGUGUACGACGUCUUCGGCAUUGAGUUCAACCUGGAGCUGUCGACGCGCCCCGAGAAGGCCAUGGGCGAGCUGGAUCAGUGGGAGCGUGCUGAGUCGCAGCUCGCCGAGGCUCUGGACGAGUUCGUGGGUGCCGGCAAGUGGGUGGUCAACCCCGGUGACGGCGCUUUCUACGGCCCCAAGAUCGACAUCAUGAUCACGGAUGCGCUAAAGCGCCAGCACCAGUGCGCCACGGUGCAGCUCGACUUCCAGCUGCCCAUCCGCUUCAACCUGAAGUACCGCACGGACGACGCGGACAACUUCAAGCGCCCGGUGAUUAUCCACCGUGCCAUCUACGGCUCGCUGGAGCGAUUUGUCGCCGUGCUGGUGGAGCACUACGCCGGCAAGUUCCCCUUCUGGCUGUCGCCCCGCCAGGUCCUCAUCGUCACGGUGGGCGCUGCCUUCGUGGACUACGGUUACGAGGUCAAGGACGCUAUGUUCCGCGCCGGCUUCGACGUGGACAUCGAUGACACGGGCAAGACGCUGAACAAGAAGAUCCGCGAGGGCCAGAUGGCUCACUACAACUUCAUCCUUGUGGUGGGCGCCCACGAGAAGGAGACACGCUCGGUGAACAUCCGCACGCGCGACAACAAGGUGACGGGUACCAAGACCCUCGAGGAGGCCAUCGCCAUGUUCAAGGAGCUGGAGGAGACCAAGGCUGCCGACGAGUAAACUAUGCGCAUGGUAGAGCAGGUGGGUGGCCCGCAGGUCCCUCCUCUUUUAGAUUGACCCUCUCAACGGUAGCGUUUGUUUUCAUUUGCAGUCUUUAGCUUCCUAAAAGUCAUACAGUCGUGAGAGGUUCGUUCAUGC
Molecule: messenger RNA, 2373 nt
Organism: Phytophthora sojae
Lineage: Eukaryota; Oomycota; Peronosporomycetes; Peronosporales; Peronosporaceae
Exons: 1
Coding region: 1-2235 (744 amino acids)
Biological process (GO): threonyl-tRNA aminoacylation
Cellular component (GO): mitochondrion; cytoplasm
Molecular function (GO): threonine-tRNA ligase activity; ATP binding
Source: RefSeq, a predicted model, not a curated record